Cuscuta campestris is the source of this 1163-nucleotide messenger RNA. Lineage: Eukaryota; Viridiplantae; Streptophyta; Magnoliopsida; Solanales; Convolvulaceae. The record is from the annotation of a GenBank genome assembly.
GACUGUAUCUCCACUUAGUCGAUAAUUUAUCCUAGUUUAAUAGGUAUCCAUGGGGAGAAGAUGUGUGGAAAGAUCUGGUAGAGAAUGUUCGGAAAUGUUGUUGUAUUAUGAAUACAAGUAAGAAACCAAGGUUCAAUUUCCUUGGAUUCCAUUUCGCUUUACAUAAAUGGGCGUAUGAAACAUUUCAGCACUGAUGCAAGAGAAGGAAUGUGUAUUGGAUGAAGGAAGGAAGACAUUAUGGCCAAGGGCACUGAGAUGGUCAGCGGACAGGAGGACCACCAAAGAGUUGUUGGAGAAGAAAAUAUUCAAAAAUGAAAAGGUAACUAUUGCCUUCAAAUACCUGGUCAUGAAAGCACAAGAAUAUGGCUUGACUCAGCCAUUUGCAGAAACAGACAGCCUAUUUGUCAGUCUAUUGAAUAAAGAAUAUGACAACUACUUGGGAAAAAGGAAAACCAUUGCUGAAGCAGCAUUGAACACUUCAAUACUGAAACCAAUCCUAGGGGCUGUGCUAGUAUUGGGAGGACACUGGGCACAAUGUGAUUACGUUUACAUGCCAAUAAACAUUGGAAACCAUUGGAUACUGGCUGUGCUUGACAUAUCAAAGAAAUGGAUCAAGAUGUAUGACUCUAACCACAAGGGGAAGACCUGUCACCACACAAAACCAUACCUUCCAUGUCUACAGAUCUUACUGCCAAAGGUGAUGGACAAACUGGAAGUGUACAAGGAGCGAAAAAUGCCUGAGAUGGGAGAUGAUGUGCUAGGCAUUGUGAACGUAAAUGAUUGCCCACAACAACAAGACACGGUGAGCUGUGGCGUAUUUGUUGUAAAGGUGGAUGAGCAUCUCAUCAUGGGGAUGGGAGUGGAUGAAGUGCAUGUUGCAGGCAUUGAGAGUUUCAGGGAAAAAAAUGCAACAGAGGUGCUGUUAUAUGCAAACAUGAGGGCUGAACAGGAGGGUUGAGCAUUAGCAUGGAAAAUGUGAGCAAGUUUAAAAACUUUUAUAUUUACUUUUAGUAUGUUGUUAUAGUAAUUGCACUAUGGGUUGUAAGUGCACUAUCAGUACUUUUCCUAUUAUUAGUACUUUUUAGAUAGAAGCUUGUAAUCGGAAUAUGGUUUGUGAUUGCAGUAAUGACAUUACUUUUUUUGGAUAAAAUUGGGGGACAUUA